CUGUGGAGAGCCCUCUGGGCGGAAUACUGAUAUCCCACAUUGCAGUGCAACACCACACAGCGCUCUAUGUCGUGGAGACUCUGUAGUCCUGUUGAUUUGAUUGUCGUACAGAGAGGGCGGCGGAUAAAAUAAGUGUUUCGUUUGUAGGUUUAAACGCAAAUUAUAAUCAAUAAACCGACUGGUUCGGCAAAGAGUUCUCUAGUGGGGAGCGAUCUAAGGAGAAAACCGGAAAGUAGAGGUACUUAGAAUGGAACCCGAGACAGCCUCCCUACUUUUCAGGCUGAGGUCUGGACAGAUACAGGUUGGAGCUGUACAGAAAAUGUCAUUUCCCCCUCACAUGAAUCGCCCUCAAAUUGGGAUCCCCCCUCUUCCGCCAGGGAUCCCCCCUCCCCAGUUUGCAGGCUUUCCUCAGACUGUACCUCCAGGGUACAUUCUGCAACACUCUCCACAAAAGGUCAUCCAAGGGACACCUAUGAUUCCAGUUCAUAUGGGCAUUAUGACAUCUGCUCCUACUGUCCUGGUCCCCACUAUGCCCAUGGUAGGAAAGCCAAUGGGACCUCGCAAAGACUUCCCUGGCAUGAGAAACAAGGAGAACGAUGAGAGCGGUGGUCCAACCACGACAGUCUUCGUGGGAAACAUCUCAGAAAAAGCUUCAGACAUGCUUAUUCGGCAACUGUUAGCCAAAUGUGGCUUGGUACUAAGCUGGAAAAGAGUUCAAGGAGCUUCUGGAAAACUCCAAGGUAAAAACAGAACAGCGUUUGGUUUCUGCGAGUACAAGGAGCCCGAAUCCACACUCCGCUCACUACGGUUGCUACACGAGUUGCAGAUUGGGGACAAGAAGCUGCUGGUGAAAGUCGACGCCAAGACCAAAGCACAGCUGGAUGAGUGGAAAGCUAAGAAAAGGAGUGCAAAUGGGAGCACGAAGCCUGACUCGAGUGUGGAUGAGGUGGAGGAGGAGCUGGACGACGAGACGAAGCGGCGCGACCAGCUUGUGAAGGGCGCCAUCGAGGGGCUGAUCCGCGAGUACUCGAGUGAGCUCAACGCCCCCUCCCAGGAGGCAGACACACACCACAGGAAAAAGAAAAAGGAAAAGAAGGAAGACGAAGAUAUAAAUGCAAUAGACAUGGAAGAAGACAAAAGAGACCUGAUUUCUCGAGAGAUCAGUAAAUUCAGAGACACACACAAGAAACUGGAAGAAGAGAAAGGGAAGAAAGAAAAGGAGAGGCAGGAGAUCGAGAAGGAGCGGCGGGAGAGAGAGAAGGAGCGGGAGCGGGAGAGGGAGAGGCGUGACCGGGAGAGAGAGAGGGAGCGAGAGAGAGAGAAGGAAAAAGAGGAGCGGGAGAGGGAGAGGGAGAGAGACCGGGAGAGGACCAAGGACAAGGAGAGAGAGCGCGAAAGAGAGCGUGAGAAAGAACGAAGCCGGGACCGCAGCAAGGAUCGCAGCCGGUCGCGGGAGAAGAGUCGCGAUAAGGACAAGAAGCGUGACCGUGAGGAAGAUGAGGAGGAGGCUUACGAGCGCAGGAAACUUGAGAGGAAACUGCGUGACAAGGAAACUGCGUACCAGGAGCGGCUUAAAAACUGGGAAAUUCGGGAGAGGAAGAAGGCUCGGGAAUACGCAAAAGAAGCAGAACGGGAAGAAGAGAGAAGGCGAGAAACGGCAAAAGAAGCCAAAAGACUGAAGGAGUUUUUAGAAGACUAUGAUGAUGACCGGGAUGAUCCUAAAUAUUACAGGGGCAGCGCUCUCCAGAAGCGGCUGCGAGACAGAGAGAAGGAGAUGGAGGCAGACGAGCGAGACCGGAAGCGUGAGAAGGAAGAGCUGGAGGAGAUCAGACAGAGGCUGCUGGCAGAGGGGCACCCAGACCCCGACGCAGAGCUGCAGAGGAUGGAGCAGGAGGCAGAGCGGCGCCGGCAGCCCCCAGUGAAGCAGGAGCCAGAGUCGGAGGAGGAGGUAGAGGAGGAGAAGCCUCCCCAGAAGGAGGAGAGGAGGGAGGUGGAGCUGGAGCCAGAGUCAGAGGAUGAUGUGGAGGAAGGGGAGGAGCUGGAGGAGGAAGAGGAGGAGCAGGAAGAGCUCCAGGAGCCGAAGCCCUGCCUCAAACCCACAUUGCGGCCCAUCACCUCUGCGCCGUCCGUCUCCUCAGGCAGCGGCGGUGCCACCCCGAACACGCCUGGCGAUGAGUCCCCCUGCGGCAUCAUCAUCCCCCACGAGAACUCCCCUGAGACACACCCACAAGAGGAGCUACGGCCCAAGAUAGGGCUCAGCCUCAAACUAGGCUCGUCAAACAGCCCGAGCCAGCCCAGCGUUGGGAAGCGGAAGAAGCUGGUGGUGGACAGUGUGUUCAACAAGUUCGACAAUGAGGAGAGCGACGAGGUGCCUCGCAAGAGGAAGCUGGUGCCGCUGGACUACGAGGAGGACGAGAAAGGGGGCGGCAAGGGCAACGUAAACACAGAGGAGAAGCGCAAGCACAUAAAGAGCCUGAUCGAGAAGAUCCCCACCGCCAAGCCAGAGCUCUUCUUAUACCCCCUGGACUGGUCCAUCGUAGACACGACACUAAUGGAGCGUCGAAUCAGACCCUGGAUCAAUAAGAAGAUCAUUGAAUACAUAGGAGAGGAAGAGGCAACACUAGUGGACUUUGUAUGUUCAAAGGUUAUGGCUCAUGGCACACCACAAGGCAUUCUAGAUGAUGUUGCUAUGGUAUUGGACGAGGAAGCGGAAGUCUUCAUAGUGAAAAUGUGGAGGUUAUUGAUAUACGAAACAGAAGCAAAGAAGAUUGGACUGGUGAAAUGAAAUAAAAAAAACAAAGCAACAAAAGAAAAGGGGGGAUAAUUGAACUAAUUCCCAUUUGGCUUUCUUUCCUUCCAUCAUUAAAACCAACAACUGAAAGUUUUUUUUUUUUCUUCGUUCUCCCUCUUGGUCUUGAUUGUCCACGGAGGGGCAUCUGGAUUGUUAAACGCGACAAUGUGAAAGGAAGUGUUUCCUCGUUUCUUUCUGUUGCCCAUUUCUGCCACUGACAAAGGUGUACAUUUUACUGGACUUACUUGUUUCUUUGUGCACUAAUUUUAGUGUACCCAGAUAAACUACUGGUAAUAGCGCAUGGUCAAACUUAAUUUUUCAAGUCUGGUUGCUUAGUGGUUCUGUGUCUUUCACCAGUGCAACAUCAGAUGUCUAUUGAAAUUUGAUAUCCAUGUUUAUAUAUAAACAGUGGCUGUUGACAGGAUGCUGCUUAGGGAGUAAGUCUGAAAUAUUUGGAAUUUAGAAGAUAGUGUCCUGUAAAGCGCUAGGGAUGCAGUGUUCCAGUUCAGUGUCUGCAACAUAGUUUAUACACAGGGAUUGGAAAUACUUUAAUACUUUUUACUGUGUGUUUUUGGGGGUUUUUUUGCAGAUGUUUUCUUCUAAGCUAAUUUUUUGUGGUUUUCUGGGCUGAACCCCCCCCCCCCCCCUUCCCUUUUGCUAAUCCUGCUAACUUUUAGAAGGCUAUGAUUGCUGAAUUAAAGUGACAUUUUUUUAAAAUCCUUGCCAUCCAAUGAAAUCUACUUAACCUGCUCAGCUAAAGAAGAUCUCACUUAGACUGCACUCCAAAACACUAGACUUUUUAAAGGUUUUGUUGCUGUCAUACAAUAUAGUUGAGCAGAUCUGCUUAAGAAAUCCAAGACAUUGUAUUAGUUUGGAUUCAUGCACAUAAGGGGAUAAACAAAACAUAUGUAUUGGGAUACCAGAAGCCCGUUCAUUUCAGUGCCUGCUGUAAAUAUUCUCGUAGUGAUGUUGAACCAAUGGAUAUCCUGUAAAUUAUAUCCCAGAAUUUGUCUACUGCAAAAACUGUUCUCUCAAGGUAGGUAAGGUUGAGUGGAGACAUUCAUUCACGACCUAGUGAUUGAUUGUUUGCUUGGAUGUUCUGCUCUUUCUAUUGUGCAAACCCAUAUUAAUGACCAAAUGUAAGAUUUAGAUCCUCUUAUGCUGACAAGCAACUCCUGCUUGGGUUUCCAAAUUGGACAGUUUGGACAAACAAAUUAAGAGCAACCAUGAGAGUGAAGGUAAAGCACAUAGGUGGCAAUGCUUGAAGAUGAAUUUCUCCGCUGUUUCAAGAUUUGAGUUUUUUGUCCCAUCUUCCCUUCAGUGUAGCAUUUAACUCCAUCUACUUAUGACAGAUGCCCAUUAUGUAGUCUGGUUUUACCCAAAGUAGUCUGCAGUGUUUUUUUAUAAGAUUUUCAGAAACACACAGGUUAGUCGAGGCUUCACUGAGAACAUGCUUCAGAAUCGUGCAUGAACUUGUGUGCCAUGAAACCAGGGAAUACAGGCACAUUUUUUUCAGUUGUACCCAUGUAUGGGGCAGAGCCAGAUUACUAUCUUUCAUAUUAAUCCUCUGCAUGUGUGAAUAAAAUUGCUUAGUAAAAUUUAGCCAUGCCGUCUAAUAUUGGGCUUUGAGCGUUUCUUAGAAUUUCAGCAUCCCACAAUGGAAGACGCAGCUCUGCAAUGUUUCGUGACCAUCUUCAGCAGUGAUAAGAGAGACAUUAUUUUGUUAAAGCAAAUGUAAAAAUAAUGCAUUCAGAAUUGUGUGCCAGUGGUGUAUCUGAAUUUAUUAUCUGUAUUGGGCUGUAAAUGUUUAGCUUCUGGUAAAUAAUUUAUGUACCUUGACAAAAACUUGAAAAAUGGAAAAGAAAGUUAAACCGGAUGUUGAAAUAAUUGCAAUGACUUGAGGGAAACCUCAACCUCCUUCAGACUGCUGCAUAAAGAAUCGGCGGGCAAUGAUGGGGUUUAACACAAAAACUUGGUACUGAACAGGAAGACAACAAUUUGGGGACAGUACUUGGGCCAAUGCAGCAAGGUUAAUUUUGGAACAUUUAGUCCUGGCCCUCCGUUUUAAUCCCAAAACUCGUCUAGGUUCUGAACCUGUCUGCCGCUAUAGUAACAUUUUGCCUUUGUGUAUUUUUAAAGGUUAUGUGAGCUGUGGACAUUUGCUUGAAAACACCUGAACAAAUACAACAAAAAUCUAAAAUGUCUUGAAAAGCCCUUGUACCCUUCUUACUCAAACUUUAUUUUAAUUGAAAUACAAAAGAUGGUAGUGAUUGUCAAAUGGCAGUGUUGUGAAAGCAGUUGCACCAGUGAUUGAACAUUGUCAAUGGACCCAUGACUUUAAAUUUUUGGUUUAUUUUUGUUUGUUUAUUUGUUUCUUUUUUUAUAAAAUUCAUUUUUUUGUUUAUGGA
Messenger RNA from Acipenser ruthenus (sterlet), 5199 nucleotides. RefSeq names its product RNA-binding protein 25-like. Gene Ontology annotation, cellular component: spliceosomal complex. The record is from RefSeq and is a predicted model, not a curated record. Lineage: Eukaryota; Metazoa; Chordata; Actinopteri; Acipenseriformes; Acipenseridae. The coding region runs from base 248 to 2785 and encodes 845 amino acids. Gene Ontology annotation, molecular function: mRNA binding. Gene Ontology annotation, biological process: mRNA processing; regulation of alternative mRNA splicing, via spliceosome. The transcript is spliced from 20 exons.